AUGGCUCGUCGCACAAACCGAUCGGUUCCCCAAGGAAGAAACGACAUGACUGAAGCAAUCCAAGCCAUGAAUGCUAUGGCCGCAGCAAUGGCCCAACAAGCUGCGAUCCAGGCUCAACGAGAUGCACAGAGGGAUCAGAGGGAUGAAGCAGCCAGUGCAGCAAGAGCAUUGAAUGAAUUUCGUCGACAAGAUCCGCCUAAAUUCAAAGGGGAACAUGACCCCGACAAGGCUGAUCUUUGGCUGCAAGAAAUCGAGAAGAUCUUCGAGAUCUUACACUGCUCUGACAAUGCGAAAGUAGAGUAUGCAACCUAUUUGAUGAUUGGUGAAGCUGAAUACUGGUGGCGAGGUGCGAAGAAAAUGAUGGAGACAAAUCAUGAAGAGCUAACCUGGGAGGCUUUCAAGAAUAAGUUCCUAGAAAAAUACUUCCCGAAAAGUGCUAGGGCUGAGAAGGAGGCCCAAUUUCUGAAGUUGUAUCAAGGGAAUCUCACGAUAGCGGAAUAUGCGGCAAAGUUCGAGUCCCUAGCAAAGCACUUCCGCUAUUUCCUAAAUCAGAUAGAUGAAGAAUACAUGUGCGAGAGGUUUGAAAGUGGGCUUAGGUAUGAAAUUAAGGAGUUAGUGGGGCCCUUGGAGAUACGCCAAUAUCAAGUACUAGUGGAGAAAUGCAAGAAAGUGGAGCAGAUGAAACAGAGCCGUCUGAAUAGGGGUGUUGUAGGUGGACCCAUCAGACCUCAGGGGCAUAACGACCAACAUAAUAGGGGCAAGCAGCAUCAACAAUACAAGCCAUAUGCCCGACCACUGGGGAAUGCUAGAGAUCAACCUCGACCUCAAAACGGGGAAGGUCAAGGGCCAAAAGUUCCAAGUCAGAACCAGGCGUACCCUGUUAAGUGUUUUCGCUGCAACAGAGAGGGACACAAGAUAUCUGAGUGUCCAAUCAGACCAAGGGUUUGUUACAUUUGUCAGAAACCAGACCAUUUUGCAAAUGAAUGCCCUGAACGGAAGGACGAUAGAGCUGUCAACCGCAACAAUAUCAACGACAAUGUUGUACGCCCUACUGCCAAGGGACGUGUCUACCACAUCAAUGGAGAGGAAACUCCAUCUUCCUCUGAGCUUAUCCAAGGUGAGUGUUUAAUUGCUGGAACAUCACUUAAUGUAAUUUAUGAUUCGGGGGCAACACACUCAUUCAUUUCAUUGGAUUGGGUGGAUUCGCUCCAACUUACUAUUACUACUUUGCCGUUUGAUUUGGUGGUUACCCUACCUUCUACCGAAUCAGUGAAAUGUAGUACGGCUUGCUUGCAAUGCCCGUUGAUUGUGUUCGAUAUGAGAUUCAACGUUGAUUUGAUUUGUAUUCCCCUCAAGCAUGUGGGAGUGAUCCUUGGAAUGGAUUGGUUGUCAAGCCAUUAUGUUCUAUUGGAUUGUGCUCGUAAGUCUAUGAUAUUCCCAGACCCAGGUGUUUCUCGAUUCCUCGAUACCAAUAAAUUGAACUUCUCUUUGAAAGAGGGAGUUCGGAAGUGUGUUUCCCUCAACUCAGUCAGUACGAAGCUAGAGGUGGAGGUAGACGGGAUACUUGUGGUCGAAGAUUUUCCAGAGGUAUUUCCGCCGGAUGUACCAGGAUUACCCCCAGUUCGUGAUAUUGAAUUUUCAAUUGAUGUGACUCCGGGUACAGGACCUAUAUCUAUUGCACCAUAUAGAAUGUCUCCAUCGGAAUUGUCAGAGUUGAAAAAUCAGUUGGAGGACCUUUUAUCUAAACAGUUCAUACGACCGAGUGUCUCACCUUGGGGAGCACCAGUACUCCUAGUGAAGAAGAAGGAUGGAAAGUCUAGACUCUGUGUCGAUUACCGUCAACUUAACAAAGUCACCAUCAAAAAUAGGUAUCCUUUGCCACGCAUUGAUGACUUGAUGGACCAACAAAGGAGCAAUGAUAUUUUCUAA
Cicer arietinum (chickpea) is the source of this 1929-nucleotide messenger RNA. NCBI's taxonomy places the organism in Eukaryota, Viridiplantae, Streptophyta, Magnoliopsida, Fabales, Fabaceae. The record is from RefSeq and is a predicted model, not a curated record.